CUCAGCCCCCAGACCUUCUCACACACCGUCUGGCACUUCCUCUCCAUCCUGCAGGAGCACUUCGGCAGCAUGGUGGGGGCCAACACGUACCUCACACCGCCGGGGACGCAGGGCUUCGCCCCCCACUACGAUGACAUUGAGGCCUUCGUGCUGCAGCUGGAGGGAAAGAAGCACUGGCGUGUCUACGGCCCCCGGGUGGACGCUGAAGUGCUGCCCCAGUUCUCCAGCGCAAACCUCACCCAGGCUGAGCUUGGCGAGCCCGUGCUGGAGACGGUGCUGGAGGCCGGGGACCUGCUGUACUUCCCCCGUGGCUUCAUCCACCAGGCUGCCUGCCUUCCUGAUGCGCACUCCCUCCACAUCACUGUGUCCUCCUACCAGAGGAACUCCUGGGGGGACCUCCUGGAGAAGCUCCUGCCAGCUGCCCUGCACAUGGCCCUGGAGGAGGACAUGGAGUUCCGGCAAGGGCUUCCCAUGGACUACCUGGGAUAUAUGGGGGUUGCCAACUCGGACAAAGUUGACGCUCGCCGAACAGCCUUUGUGAAGAAGGUACAGAGCCUGAUGGAGAAACUUGUUGACUAUGCACCCAUUGAUGCUGCCGUGGAUCAGAGAGCCAAGUUGUUUCUUCAUGACUGUCUCCCCCCAGUGCUUACGCAAAGUGAAACGCUGAAGAGUGUGUAUGGCUUCCCAGCCAGGUGGCAAGACGGAGGCCCCUGCAAUGUCGAUAUUCUGAUAACAAAAGACACAGAAGUCCGUCUCCUCCACCAUGGCAUCAUUAGACUGUGUAAUGAAGAAGCAGGGGUGAUGCUGUAUUACACAACGGAAAACUCAAGAACGUAUCAUAAGGAAGAACCCAAGUUUCUGGAGCUGGGUCCCGAGUAUAUAGACAGCAUCGAAUUUCUCCUGUCUUCCUAUCCAAACCACAUCAGUGUGGAUGCCCUUCCAUGUGAAACCUUGGAGGACAAGAUAUCUCUAGCCGCGCUCCUGUUUGAGAAGGGCAUUCUGACUACAAAGAAGCCUCUGGUGCAAGUGUAACUUUUUUUAGCAAAAUAAACACGUUUGUUUAGAA
Messenger RNA from Nestor notabilis (Kea), 1066 nucleotides. RefSeq names its product chromosome unknown open reading frame, human C14orf169 (gene RIOX1). The record is from RefSeq and is a predicted model, not a curated record. Gene Ontology annotation, molecular function: histone H3K36 demethylase activity; histone H3K4 demethylase activity. The transcript has a single exon. Gene Ontology annotation, cellular component: nucleolus. NCBI's taxonomy places the organism in Eukaryota, Metazoa, Chordata, Aves, Psittaciformes, Psittacidae. The annotation marks the transcript as partial.